CAAAAGCGCUAGCUAGUGCAGGACAGAGAUACACGACUUGCUCCUCUCCGGUCUAGACGUCGCAUCGUUAGCCAAGUCGGCUACUUAGCAGUUUUAUUUUCUGGACAAAAUGUCAACCACGACCGGCGGCGGAGAGUUUGGCAACCCUCUACGAAAGUUCAAGCUUGUCUUUCUGGGCGAACAGAGUGUUGGGAAGACUUCACUCAUCACCCGGUUUAUGUAUGACAGUUUUGACAACACUUAUCAGGCAACAAUUGGCAUUGACUUUUUGUCAAAAACCAUGUACCUAGAAGAUCGUACGAUUCGGCUGCAGCUCUGGGAUACAGCCGGACAGGAGCGCUUCCGCAGCCUCAUCCCCAGUUACAUCCGCGACUCAGCCGCUGCUGUGGUGGUUUAUGACAUAGCCAAUCUUAAUUCAUUCCAGCAAACCUCAAAGUGGAUUGAUGAUGUUAGAACAGAGAGAGGAAGUGAUGUCAUUAUCAUGCUUGUUGGGAACAAAACAGACUUGGCGGACAAAAGGCAAGUUUCUGUUGAGGCGGCAGAGAGGAAAGCUCGUGAACUCAAUGUGAUGUACAUAGAGACCAGUGCCAAGGCUGGCUAUAACGUCAAACAGCUGUUCCGUCGUGUUGCUGCUGCAUUGCCCGGGAUGGAUAGCACCCCCGAGAAAAGCAAAGAGGACAUGAUCGACAUCAAACUGGAGAAACAGCCCGAGAUGACUGUCACCGAGAGCAGCUGCUCCUGCUAGUACACCUCACCCUCACCCAGCCUGUCUCCUCGCCACCAAUAGCUCGUCUCUCAGUGGCCGCUCGCUCCACCCGUGACACACUGCCACCUGGACGGAGGACCUGUUUUUUGUUUUUUCUUUGUUGUCUUGUUUUUUUUGUGCCCCUUUUCAACUUGGUGACUUUUCAGAGUAAUCGUGUGGAUGUGCGCUCCUGUAUUGAAGCAGAUUGUCUGGAGGGGGGUAAUAUGGUUUCAAAGUAAACAUUUAAUACACGGGAUAAGUUAAAUGAUGUGAUCAGAUUUUCAUCCAGUUGCAUGACAUUAUAUAGGAUUGCAGAUGGACAUUAGCUAACCGCUCUUGAGUUAUCGUGCAGCUCGGAUUCUUAGUGCCGUUUCUCUUGUCAUUGUUGUAAAGUAAAACUGCUUGGGAUUAUUUCAAUUACUCUGCAAGGUUGAGUUCUCAACCCAUCGUAUUUAACUUUUUUCAUUUUGAAUGGGGAGUUCGCCUACAGCUAGCCUCUCAGACAAGUUAUUAUUUCUUCACUUUGUCUUAUUUUGAGGAAGUAAAGACAGGAUCUUACCAGUGAAUUUACAUCAUCACUAACCAUCAUUCUACCACAUAAAUGCUCAUUCAUUGGGUAUUAUUUAAGCCGAACACAUCGUAAACUGCCAAAUACAACUGCGUGUUAGCAGACCAAAUAUACAUCAUUUGAGACCUUGUUUAAAACAAAGGGGAUGUGUCACCAAACCAGGAAGUAAUCGAUCAUCAAAGGGAAACUGUCACUGCUUCACUAGACUGGCUACUAACCUCAAGCCAUGUCUGCAUUAAAACCAGAGCAACUGUCUCAUGUUGUUCAAGUAGCUACCCGCAAAACUAAUAUGUCUGAGGAGGAGUUCCUUUUGUUUUAGUAGGUGCCCCUUUAAAACAGAAAAAAAAGGCCAGUGUUUAUUUUUCCCCACACGGAUGGAAAGUUGUCACUUUUGUCGCUACGACGCGCCCACCACCUCAUUGAGAUUUUGUGUUGUGUUGAUUACACUAUUGCAAGAACAUGCAGCAUGCUCACCAUGCAGGAUUCAUAUGGAUAAGAACACAGAUGCCUUGCUUGUUUGUCCACCAACGUUGUGCACUGAAUCAAGCCACAAUAUUGUAAACUAUAGCAGAAGCCGGCUGACUGGUUCGUGGCUUCACUCGUCGUUUUGUAGAGCUGGUGGACGAGCGUCUGUCCUCAGACGCCGCUAACGCUUACUAACACCCGGGCUGUAAAAAUGCAGAGAAGUUAGUCGCAGCAUCCUUUGCUCUAAUGCCGUCGCCUGUGUAGGACUGUUGGUUUUAUGUGUUUUAUUUAUUUUGUUACUUGGACAUACAGAAACCGGUUGUAUGCUUGACCAAAAGUACAGAUUUUUACACGCAUGUUGAAAGUUUUUGUUUUUUUAAUUUAUUGUUUGCGUGUCGGCCUCCACCUAAAAGCGACACUUUGGCCGGGACACAUUUCUUCUCUCUCUCACAGUGUGUGUGCGUGUGUGUAGACAGCAGUUUGGUUUACACGCUAAAUCAAAGGCUGCACUGUAUCCAGACACACACACAUACGGUUUUCUACUAACUGCCAUAGCACAACAAAAGACACUGGUCAUUUGCUGUCGCUUGUUUUGAAAUGUCAACGCAUUCAAAUGGAGUAAAAACAAUGUAAUUGAUUUACAUCAAACCAUUUUAACAUGAGCAGCUCUUCUAUUACUUGUCACUGACUAAAAUAUUCCGCUUUGUGCUAUUCUGAAUCGUGUCUGUCCAUUCGAAAUAUGCUGUCUACUCGUGUUUAGCAACGUUUGUGUGAAUAAUGUACUAUUACUAUGUGAUGUAUAAAAAGGAGAGUUAAUGAAACACAAGUGUAGACCUAUCACAUGGAAUAAAAAUAAAGAUAUUUCACCAAAAUGUAA
Messenger RNA from Gasterosteus aculeatus aculeatus (three-spined stickleback), 2655 nucleotides. It is a transcript of the gene rab41, whose product is annotated as RAB41, member RAS oncogene family. NCBI's taxonomy places the organism in Eukaryota, Metazoa, Chordata, Actinopteri, Perciformes, Gasterosteidae. The record is from RefSeq and is a predicted model, not a curated record. Gene Ontology annotation, molecular function: GTPase activity; GTP binding.